AUGAGUCGCAAAUUUUUUGUUGGUGGUAACUGGAAAAUGAACGGUACCAAAAGUGAAAUCGAUGGUAUUGUUGCAUUUUUAAAAAGCGGUCCUCUUGACGCAAACGUCGAGGUUGUUGUUGGUGUACCAUCGAUAUAUUUAACAUAUGCCAAGAGCAUACUACCGAACAAUGUUAGUAUCGCUGGACAAAACACUUACAAGGUUGCGAAAGGAGCAUUUACAGGAGAAAUAAGUCCUGCUAUGCUUUUGGACAAUGGGAUUCCAUGGGUAAUUCUUGGCCAUUCUGAACGUAGAAAUGUCUUUGGUGAGACAGAUGAAUUAGUAGCAGAAAAAGUAGCCCAUGCCUUAGAAGCUGGAUUAAAGGUGAUAGCAUGCAUUGGAGAAAAAUUAGAAGAGAGAGAAGCUGGUAAAACAGAGGAAGUAGUCUUUAGACAGACUAAAGCUAUCGCAGAUAAAAUUAAAUCGUGGGACAAUGUAGUUGUUGCCUAUGAACCAGUCUGGGCAAUUGGAACAGGAAAAACAGCCACACCACAACAAGCCCAAGAGGUUCAUGAAAAGCUAAGAGAUUGGUUCUCUAAAAAUAUCAACCAAACUGUCGCAGAAACUGUUAGAAUUAUUUAUGGAGGUUCGGUAACGGCAGGAAACGCAAAAGACUUGGCAAAAGAGAAAGACAUAGAUGGAUUUUUAGUUGGAGGAGCAUCUUUAAAACCUGAUUUUGUACAAAUCGUUAAUGCCAAGCAUUCAUCAACUAAUCCUUUAAUCAUAACAGUUUCAGGCAUAGAAUUAUUAGCAACUCUACUAAUACCUCCUAGUUUUGCUUUUGCACAAGCAAUGUCAGACAAACAUUUAAAUGUUCUUGGCUCCCAAAUAGCUAAAAGCGAGUUGUGUUGUAAUUCACCUAACCCAAAAUACCUAGCAGAUCCACGGACUAUCAAACUCGAUAGAUUUAAAACUAUAAUAUUAAUGCAACAAAAUCAAAUAAAAUCAAUGCCCUAUAGCAUAGAUGAAAAAUAA
Molecule: messenger RNA, 1014 nt
Organism: Heterotrigona itama
Lineage: Eukaryota; Metazoa; Arthropoda; Insecta; Hymenoptera; Apidae
Source: the annotation of a GenBank genome assembly